Molecule: messenger RNA, 3384 nt
Organism: Diaporthe citri
Lineage: Eukaryota; Fungi; Ascomycota; Sordariomycetes; Diaporthales; Diaporthaceae
Exons: 1
Coding region: 1-3384 (1127 amino acids)
Biological process (GO): regulation of transcription by RNA polymerase II
Cellular component (GO): nucleus; SWI/SNF complex
Molecular function (GO): transcription cis-regulatory region binding
Source: RefSeq, a predicted model, not a curated record
AUGUCCGCCUGGGGCAUGAACGAGGCCGCUGUCCCCAACCACAAUGGCAACAACAGCUUCGACCCAAAUGCCCAAGCGGCCGCGUCUGGCAUGAUGGAUCCCUCCAACUUCAUGGCAAACCCUGGCGCCGCCCCCUUCAACCCCGCCCAGUUCGCACAGGCUCAGGCCCAGAUGAUGGCCAUGCAGCAGAAUGGCCAGAUGCGCAACGCGUCGCCCUCCUUUGCGAACCCCAUGUAUCAGACCAAUCCCGUCAUCCCCUCCAAGCGACCGAGGCCGCGAGAAGACAGCAUCGCAGGAUCCCCGCGACCCAAUCCCGGCAUGCUGCCCACCUCGCGCGCCGACACGCCACAGCAGUCCCAGUUUCCAAACUACCCACAGGGCCAGCAACCCGGCAUGCCACAGCCCAACUCUGGCCAGCCGUCGCCCUACCCUCACCUGCAGACUAACGGCUCGGCGAACGCGACACCCUCGCCCAUCAUGGGCAGCAACCAGAUGAGACCCGGCAGCGUGCCCCAGAGGGUCUCCACCACGUCGCCUCACCCCUUCUCGCCCGCCGCCCAGCAGUUCGCGCCUCAAGCCUCUCCGAUCCCAUCCGAACACGGCAGCACCCCGCAGCCGAACCCGUACAUGCAACAGGGCAACUUCCCGCCUGGCUUCAAUCCCAACUACGGCAACGCGAGCCCUUCACCCGCCCGGCCCCCGUCGAAUCCGAACGCGAUGCCCGGCCAGAUGAUGCCGCAGCAGAUGGGCCAGAUGCAACCUGGCAUGAUGCAACAACCCGGACAGAUGGGCAUGGGCCAGAUGGGCCAGAUGCAGCACAUGGCGCAGAUGCAGGGCCAGAUGGGUCAAAUGGGCCAGAUGCCGAACCAGAUGUUUGCGCAGGGCAUGCCACAGGGAAGGAACCCUGCGGAACAGCAGCAAAUGAUGGUCGCACACAUGCAGAAGAUGCAGCAGAUGCAGAGGCAGCAGCAGAUGGCCCAGAUGCAAGGCCAAAUGCAGGGUCAGAUACAGGGCCAGAUGCCUGGGCAGAACAUGGCGCAACGGAACAUGAUGGGAAGACAGCAAAUGCCCAAUGGCCAGGUGCCUUCCAACAUGAACGCCGCCGCCAUGAGGCCCCAACAACCCGGCAUGGGCGUGCCGCAGCAGGGGCAGAGGGGCCACUCCAGCCCAGAUGCCUUCAUGAAACAGCUCUCCAUGUUCAUGGCGCAGAAGCAGAUGCAACUUAACACGAAUCCCGUUAUCGGCGACAGGCCCAUCCACCUGAUGCAGCUGUUCCAGGCCGUUAUGAAGGCCGGCGGCUUCAACAGCGUGACCGGGCGCAACCUCUGGCCGCAGAUCUCGAUGGGCCUGAACCUCAACCCCACACAAAUGCCGAUGGCACCACAACAGCUCAGGAUGAUCUACGAACAAAACCUGAGGCCCUUCGAGGAGACGUGGCGGGCCAAGCAGCCGCACCACCAGCAGCAACAACAUCAGCAACAGCACCCGCAACAGCAACAACAACACCCGCAGCAGCAACAACAGCAGCAGCAUCAACAGCAGCAUGGCGCGCCAAAUACGCCCAUGGCGGCCGGCCACAAGCAGAUGUCGCCAGGCCAGGCCCCGCCUGGCAUGAUGCAAGCAGGACAGCACGCCGGCAUACAACCAGGCCAGAUGCAGUCGCCCAUGAGACAGAUGCCUCCUGGUGGCGCGCAAGCAAGUGUGAAUGGUUUCCAGACACCUCAACCGCCCCAGCCGCAACAGCCAAACUCCGCACAAGGUCACGCACGGAAUGCCAUGUCUAAGAGCCAUCAAGCGACUCCUGUUCACGACGAGUUCCCCGCCCCCUCGCCGGCUAGCAAGCACGGCAGCAUGUCCUUGCCAAGCAGCGCACACCCCGACGGCCCUGGCGCGUCCGCGGAGCCGGCGACUAUGCCCUUUCCCGCGCCUCUGACCAAGGAACCCGACGAGUACAUUCCCUGUUCUCGGGUGCCAGAACCAAAAACGUAUGGCGGCGUGGAGUUGGACGUUACUGCCAGGCUGGGCAUGGAAUACCAGUUCUUCAAACCCGACAUCCCUCCGCCAGCUCAUCUGGGCAACAUUGACCUGCACGCAUUGACCAAGAGUCUGCAAUGCGGCAUACUCGCUGAGGUGCGACUUGCUCUGGACACCCUGGCCACCGUCACGAGCCCGCAAGGGCCCUUGGUAGGCGGGCCCAGCCUGGAGAUUGAUCUGACAAGGUGCGAGGAGCUCUUGGAAAGCUUGGUCGAGUGCGCCGAGGACCAGGUCGAGACGCUCGUCGAGAACACAGAGGAGCUGUCCGACGAGAUCGUGAUAAGCUCAUACGAGGAUGUGUCCAGAGCAUGUCGUCUGGAGAACUUGGCAAUUCGCAAGAUCCACCCGAUAGGGAGCGAAGAGUACGAACUCGAUCGCGCCGUCGACCGGCUCCUGUGCACUACCACAAUCCUCCGCAAUCUCUCGUUCUAUCCACCGAACCAUGCCAUCCUAGCUGAUGAGUUGCUCGUCAAGCUUCUUUGCGACAUCAUCCGGUACCUCGGCACGCGUAAUAUGCUCUUGAGGACGCAGGCCGACACCCUAGACUUCUUCAAAGACGUGAUUAUCCUGCUGUCCAACAUCGCUCACGCGUUGGAGAUCCAGGCCCGGGAGCAGGCCGAGAGCCUGCUCCAGUUCAUCCUGGCAUUUGCACCGGGCCCUGCGCCGCACCUCUCAGACGCCGGCAAACUACAUUUCGCCCCGUUCGAGCCGAUAUUGCAUCCGUACCUGCCGCAUGCCAUCGAUGCGCUGGCCAAGCUCUUCGCCCGGGAUGAGCCGAACAGGACCUAUUACAAGAGCAUCUUUGCCGCCGAUGCCUCGAAUACCCCACCUUCUGAGCUCAUAACCCGCACCUUUGCUCUAGCCAUCUCACCGGUGCCAGAUCAACAUCGCGAAGUUCGCGCGACCGGCUUGCCGUCCCUGGUCGAGGCGCGCAAGCCAAUUCUCAUGCAAGGUCUCCUCGCCGGCAACAUCGUGGCGUCGUUGGCACCGGACUACGACACCUGUGUAACGCGAACGUGGCUGUCGUCUGGGAACGGGUUUGCUCAGAACCUGUUCCGGCUGGUCAGGGAGCUCUCGGCCGAGUUCGAGCAGCCCAGGAUUAAGCCGCCUGGCCAGCCGCGAGCCCAACCGAAGAAGGACCCGGACCUGCUGUACAUUGCGGUGUUGGGCACAUCCAUGCUUCGGCAGCUUGCCCACAAGGCCCGUGACCCGAACGACCCGGAGAGCAUACCGCCGAACGUCGUCCCGAGGACUGACAAGAUCCUCAAGGCCCUUGAGAUGCGCAGUCCCGAGUUCUCCAAGGACGGUUGGCUCCAACACGUCGUUGCGCUAGGCUCACUGCAGAUAUAG